AUGCCCGCAGAGAGGACGAACAAGGCGCUGAAGCGAUCGGACUCGAUGGGCAAUCAGUUUGUGUGGGCCCCCCAGCACGAGUCGCAGUCUAUCCCUGCACCUGCUUCCUCCGAGCAGCUCUCUUUCGCAACUAACAUGACCCCGUUUACCUUCAACGACGGCCCGCCUCCGCUCGUUGACGCACCGCCGACCGAGUUCAUCCUCUUCCCCCCGCCCGAGGAAUCCAACGGCAACGGGGGCGCACCAUCCAAACGCACUCCCCACUCCAAGAAGAAGCCCGAGAACCACAUCCCGCGCCCGCCCAAUGCCUUCAUCCUCUUCCGCUCGUCCUUCAUCAAGAGCCAGCACGUCUCCACCGAGGUCGAGACGAACCACAGCACGCUCUCCAAGAUCAUCGGGCUCACCUGGCAGGGCCUCUCCGAGGACGAGCGUCAGAUCUGGCACACCAAGGCCAAGGAGGCGCUCGACGACCACAAGCGCAAGUUCCCCAAGUACGCCUUCCGCCCAGUGCAGACCCGGACGAAGGGCGGCGCUGCAAGCGGUGCGGGCCCAGGCGGGACGCAGCAGCAGGAGAAGAGGAAGGUGCGCGAAGUCGAGCCGAAGGACAUCAAGCGGUGCACGAAGAUCGCGCAGCUCCUGGUCGAGGGGAAGAAAGGGACCGACCUCGAGAGCGCGAUACAGGAGUUCGACAAGCACCAUGUGCCGGAGAUCGUGACGCGCUUCGAGGCGCCGAUUACGGCGCGCAGCUACAGAAGGUCGUCGUCUGCCCCGGUGGAGGACACGGAGAACUCGCGCGCGAGCGGGUCGUUCCUCCAGAGCGUCAUCUCUGGGUCCGUUUCGUCCCCCUCGAAGAAACGCCGCGCGGCGAGUACGCGGUGCUCGACGCCACAGUCGCUCCGUGCCUCGUCGCCCAAGGCGACUCCGAGCCCCGUCGUGCACGCCCAGGCCCUCCCGCUCAAGCAGGAAACUUCGAUGGCCUUCUCUGCGUUCUCGUUCGACAACAUCGCCUCAUCACCCCUCCCAACUACGCCCUACGAUCAGAGCGAGUUUGUCGACCCGCUCUCCUCUCCCUUCGGCGAUGGGCAUUUCAAUGAUGGCCACUUCAACCCCGGCCUCACAAUCGACACCUCGUUCGACAUCAGUAUGGCGGACUGGCCCGCCACGACCUCCACACCCUCGCCGAUGACACCCAUGUCGCCUGCGCCCACAACGCCCGAAUACCUCCUCAGCCCCAAUCUGAGCCCCAUGAUCUCCUCACCCACGCCCUCCUUCGCUGCAAGCUUCGACGCAUUCGACCAGCUGCACGAGAUGCAGGGCAAGCAGACGCCGUUCUUACUCGACGACUUCUCGAGCCACUUCGGGAUGGACUUCAGUUCGCCGUGCGGCGCUGUGGCGGAGCAGCACCACCUGGGCGGCGUUGGCGUGCAAGGAAUGUGUGGCGGCGUCAUGGGCGACGCUUCCAUGUACGCCCAAUACCAACAUGCCCAGCCGCAGAUCGUACCCGCGUUCAGUUCGUUCGACGCGGUCGACGAGGCGUUCACGGGUUAUAUGAGCGCCCAUGGUUGGUGA
This is a messenger RNA of Cyclocybe aegerita, 1569 nucleotides long. The record is from the annotation of a GenBank genome assembly. Lineage: Eukaryota; Fungi; Basidiomycota; Agaricomycetes; Agaricales; Hemipholiotaceae.